This is a messenger RNA of Amblyraja radiata (thorny skate), 7350 nucleotides long. It is a transcript of the gene dab2ip, whose product is annotated as disabled homolog 2-interacting protein. The record is from RefSeq and is a predicted model, not a curated record. The transcript has 16 exons. Gene Ontology annotation, biological process: regulation of GTPase activity. Lineage: Eukaryota; Metazoa; Chordata; Chondrichthyes; Rajiformes; Rajidae. Bases 445 to 3999 code for a protein of 1184 amino acids.
AUUCCUGUCGAGCAGCUACUUGCAGCAGACUGAGUACAUGUUUUAGUUUAAUACUUGGAAGACAAUGGUAAAAGGCUAUAUGUACGGUUUAUGUACUUGCAGAGAGGCUUAGGCUUGAGAUUGAAAUAUUUGACGUGUUUGUUUUUGCAACAGGAUAAACUCAAUGCAAAUGGACUGACUCCGGUUCAGGAUUUUUUUAAAGCUCAACUUUUGUUCACUGGUCCAUAGAAUGCUAACAGCAUUCAGUUUCCAAAUGCAACAAGCUUAUCUUCUGUGAGUAGUGUUGAAGUAUGACGGUAGCAACAGGCUUGGGCAAGUUUGCAUUUUAAAAAAAGUUGUUACAAAUUAUUGUUUUGCACACUAACCCUAAUGAAGAAUACUCAGGGGUGAGGAGUUUGAUUUGAACAGAUUGAAGAAAUUAUUGGCAAAGAAGCACAUGACAAAAUGUCAGUUAAUAGCAGAAAAAUCUCUGGACGUCCAUCCUAUUACUACAGACUGUUGGGAAGGUCGCGCCUUCAGAGACAACGCAGUCGAUCCAGGAGUCGCAACAGGCCAGGCAACAGGGAUUCGCCAGUGGAAAGGUCUAGCCGGAGACGCAGCAUGCCUGGGACUGCUCCGGAGGAAAACCCUCCCACAGAGUUACCCACGCCUACGCCCUUUCGAGUGACGAGCUUCCUGAGCCGUCGAUUGAAAGGCUCCAUCAAGAGGACAAAGAGCCAGCCCAAGCUCGACAGGAACAGCAGUUUCCGCCACAUUUUACCUGGAUUUAGGAGCGUGGAGAAUGAAAGAUCACGUCUGAUGCCGAGGUUGAAAGAAUCGCGGUCUCACGAGUCUUUGCUCAGUCCUAGUAGUGCGGUGGAGGCACUGGAUCUCAGUAUGGAGGAAGAAGUGACAAUUAAAUCUGUGCACAGCAGCAUCCUGGGGCAGGAUUACUGUUUUGAGGUGACAACUUCAACUGGCAGCAAAUGUUUUUCAUGCCGUUCAGUCGCAGAAAGAGAUAAGUGGAUGGAAAAUUUAAGGCGUGCAGUGCAGCCAAAUAAGGAUAACAGCAGACGAGUGGAGAAUCUGCUCAAACUGUGGAUUAUUGAAGCCAAGGAUCUGCCAGCCAAGAAGAAGUAUUUCUGUGAACUCUGCCUGGAUGACACGCUGUAUGCACGGACUACCUGCAAGCUGAAAACUGACAACGUUUUCUGGGGAGAGCACUUUGAAUUCAGUAACCUGCCCACACUCAAGAACAUUACAGUGCACUUGUACAAAGAGACCGAUAAGAAGAAAAAGAAAGAUAAGAAUAACUAUGUGGGUCUGGUGAAUAUUCCUAUUGCCACUGUGACGGGGCGACAGUUCCUGGAGAAAUGGUAUCCAGUGAGUGUGCCCAAUCCCAGCAAGGGCAAAGCAGCGGGUCCAAUGAUUCGAAUCAAAUCUCGCUACCAGAGCAUGAGCAUUCUCCCCAUGGAGCUCUACAAAGAGUUUGCUGAGUACAUCACAAAUAACUACAUGCUCCUGUGCACGGUGCUGGAGCCUGUGCUGAGCGUGAAGAGUAAGGAGGAGAUGGCUUGUGCGUUGGUACACAUUCUGCAAAGCACUGGGAAGGCUAAGGAUUUCUUGACAGAUUUGAUGAUGUCUGAAGUUGAUCGUUGUGGGGACAAUGAGCAUCUAAUUUUUCGGGAGAAUACCUUGGCGACCAAAGCAAUAGAGGAGUAUCUGAAACUGGUUGGACAGAAGUAUCUCCAGGAUGCACUUGGGGAGUUCAUCAAGGCUCUCUAUGAAUCAGAUGAAAAUUGUGAGGUGGACCCAAACAAAUGCUCAUCAGGAGACCUCUCUGAGCAUCAGAGCAACCUGAAAAUGUGCUGUGAGCUGGCGUUUUGCAAGAUCAUUAACUCUUACUGCGUAUUUCCACGAGAACUGAAGGAAGUGUUUGCAUCGUGGAGACAGGAGUGUAGCAGCCGAGGGCGACCUGACAUCAGUGAGAGACUAAUCAGUGCUUCCCUCUUCCUGCGCUUCCUCUGCCCUGCCAUCAUGUCCCCUUCUCUCUUCAACCUCCUACAGGAAUAUCCAGAUGACCGCACAGCAAGAACACUGACUCUAAUUGCCAAGGUUACCCAGAACCUAGCAAAUUUUGCCAAGUUUGGUAGCAAAGAGGAAUAUAUGUCUUUCAUGAAUCAGUUCCUUGAGCAUGAAUGGACCAACAUGCAACGAUUCCUGCUGGAAAUCUCCAACCCAGAAACCAUUUCAAAUGCAGCAGGAUUUGAAGGCUACAUUGACCUGGGCCGUGAACUCUCCACUCUACAUUCGCUGCUCUGGGAAGUGGUUUCGCAGAUGGAACAGGCAACUGCAGCAAAGCUCGGCCCCUUGCCCCGCAUCUUAAGAGACAUCAAUACAGUGCUGACCAAUCCAGGAGCUGUACCUGUGGCAUCAGCCUCCGAACCGAGUACCUCCACGCCGAAUCCCGCGAACAGCAGCCUAUCGUCAGGGCUGCAGAAGAUGGUGAUCGAUAAUGAUCUUAGUGGUUUAUUAGACUGUACAAGGUUACCUUCUCCUACCCCAGAAAACAAGGACUUGUUUUUUGUCACAAGGUCCUCUGCUGUCCAGCCAUCUCCAGCUCGCAGCUCCAGCUAUUCUGAGGCCAAUGAACCUGAUCAACAAAUUCCAAAUGGCAAUAAGAGUGUCUCAAUGGUUGACUUGCAAGACAAUCGCAGUUUGGAGAGUACAACAAACAUUCCCCCUCCGGGUGAUUACCUCAACGACAGCCAGGGAUCGAGUGGGCAGAUCCAGACAACGUGGCAGACGAGAGCACUGCAGAACGUAGCUCCGGGUGGUCCCGGCCCUGUGCACAUAGGCCGAAAGCCUGGACAAAGCGCUGGCACCCCCAACGCUGACGGUGCACCGGGAAGACCUCAGUUCUUGGCACCAUUAUCUUUCCAAAACCCAGUGUACCAGAUGGCAGCAGGAAUACCAGUCUCACCUCGUGGGGUAGCCGACUCGGGAUCGGAGUGUCACAGUUCCAUUAGCUCACAUAGUAACAACGAGGAUCUGGCCGCCAACAAGCCGCCGUUCCACGUCCACACGGGCACGGAGGACUUUGCCAGGCGCACCGGAGAAUUCACACGAAGGCAGCUUUCCCUGACCGAGAAAAUACCGCUGCCGUCAGUGCCCCGGCAGAACAGUGCUGGCCCACAGAGGCGAAUAGAUCAGCCCCCACCCGCUGCACGAGGUAGGACGCCGCCCGCCUUAUUGUACAACACCGCUCAGUAUCCCAGGCCUUCCAGCGGAGGUGUGAUGCAGUCGGCGUCAGAGUGGCCAAGCACGGGCACCAAGCUCCGACAGCAGUCGUCCUCCUCCAAAGGAGACAGUCCGGAAACAAAGCAACGUACAAUGCACAAGCAGGCCCCCUCACCUGCGAACGUCUUGUCUUCUGUGGACCGCACUGCAGCGUGGCUGAUGAACAUGAACAUGCAGUUCAUAGAUGAUGAGUCGGUGGACCCAAGCUCCAAGCACAGGGACGAUGGCAGACCUAAAGAGGAGCUGAGCCAGAUCGAGAAGUAUCAGCAGGACAUUGCCAUACUUCAGGAUAAACUGAGGGCUUCCAAUAGGAGGCUGGAGGAAUAUGAGGUUUAUUUAAAGAACCAAGAUGAACAAACACAAAAGAUGGUGCUGGAGUAUCAAGCCCGGCUGGAAGAGGGUGAGGAACGACUCCGCAGACAGCAAGAGGACAAGGAUGUGCAGAUGAAAGGCAUUAUCAGCAGAUUAAUGGCUGUGGAAGAUGAGCUGAAGAAAGAUCACGCAGAGAUGCAGGCGGCAGUAGACUCCAAGCAGAAGAUCAUUGAAGCCCAGGAGAAACGAAUUGUCUCCCUGGAUGCUGCGAACGCUCGUUUAAUGGCCGCACUGACGCAACUGAAGGAACGCUACAGCAUGCAGAGCAGGAACGGCAUCUCCCCCACCAAUCCCACCAAGCUCCAGAUCACCGAAAACGGAGAGUUCAGGAACAGCAGCAACUGCUGAUGUGCUGCCCUGUGUGUAUGAAAUGAGUCAUCCUGUAUCACGAGUGCUUUCAACACCGGCUGUGCUAAAGCACUGACGUCAGUUACAGCUAAUGGGAAAACUUUCAUCCAAAUAUCUUGUGAUUAACUUAGUGUUUUUAUAAAAAGUAUAUUUAAGGUGACUACCUGAUGUUAAAGAGAAGCAUGUUGUUACAACAAGAGUAGUGAGCCUUAGAAAGUUUUCAAGCAAAUAUCUUGCACUGGAGUGCCAUAGAAUCUGCUUAAACUAGGCGUAGGUGCUGGAUCUGAGUGUGCAAUGUGAUUUUGAAAUGAAAUAAUUGCAACCAAAAAGCAAUUCUCAGAAUAUUUUUCCAGUGCAUCUUCUAUUUGAUAACCCCUGAACCACUCUGUUUUAAGUGCUUGUACCUGCAACUUCUUGGGGCCAUUGAAGUCAACCUGGAAAGUGGAAAAAUGUGAUUGUUGCUUUGUUUACAUCAAAAUUGAGUAUACAGACAGAAGUGUAGACCAGUUUUAUAGAUUAAAAGUGCUUUGGUCCCAUUGUUAUUUCUAAAUUUACUGAUGAGUACCACUUUCUAAUUUUGACCUACCUGUGCUGUUUCUAUUCCUGUUGGGUAGGUAAGAGGAAUAAUCUGUCCCUUGCUGUUGACAGUUUGCCAGCAAUGCCUCGAUUGCACUUUUACCAUGCACACGAUGUUACCUUUUGGGAAAUACAGUUUUCCUACUUUGAAACUUUUUAUAAGAAAAUGCUUUUCUAAACAGCUGAUGGCAAAGUGGCGAUUCAUGCACAGUCUUCUGUCCAGAUUAUACCACUCAGCUCAUCUGACCCAGCGGAGCCAUCUUCUGUUUUUAGAGAAUAAUGCUUUAAGGACUUUUAACCACUACAUUAAACUUACGACAGUGAGAUGGGAGAAUGCAGAUCGCAGUGGGAUCUAUCUGUGAAAAGAUCCAUUGACUCACAAUUGGGGAAAAAACGGAAAUGCACUGCUAUGAAUCAGAGUAAGGUUCAAAAGAAGCAAUUGGAAAGCUUAUGUUCAUUGCAAGUAUGUGAAUCACUACCUAAUGGAUGCAUUUAAUCUCUGUGUAUCAUCUUGGUUAUGUUCAGUGUGACUUGAUAAGCUGAUCUUCUCUGCAUAAGUGCACCAGUGUUUUCUGAUGGUUUGGAGCAUCUUACCCUCCAUAUCCUGCUGCUCCCAUGGAAACAUGGACUUCGCCACUGCUGCUUCAAAAGAAAAUCCUGAUUUUAAAAAAAAAAACAUAUUUGCAAAUAUACUGUACUAACAGUUCUACUAAAUUUAUACCUAUGUGUGUUCAUGCGGGCAUUUAUAAAAGAAACAUGAAAGUACAACGUCCUUCCCGAUUUUACUUUGAACUGUGCAAGUCAGUUUCUGCAUCUGUGUUGUGUUAAAGCUCUCUCUAUGUAUCCGGCGUAGACUGUAUAUAGUUAACAUCUAUUUCUGGUACUGCUUGUCUCAAAGCCCCAGCACAGUGACUGCAUCUUUAACUGCUGUUUUUGUUGUUUAAAAUGUCUGAUAAAAAGCCAAUGGUGGCAAGUUAAAACCACUUUAUAUAGGCAAACAAAAUCACUGUGUGAUUGCAAUCUGUGAUUCUGUGGUUCUUCAGGCCAUUUGUUAUAUUUCCUGACUUUUCAGACUUGCAGCAUCUUGAGUUGCAUUUGUAUUUAGCUGCACUGGUGUAUGACAAGUAUCACGACUGCACCAGUGAUUUGGAUCACAAACUGGUUCUCAGUACUGAGUUAGGCCCCGCCAAGGAAUGCUACCGGUCACAGAGGCUGCAUUUGAUGUCCUGCUGCGGAAGACAUUAGCAAAACUGAGAUGGGAAAGAAAAAGAGAACUUUUUAAGUGCACUGCCAAACCACACUGUCUAUACCUGCCUGGUAUCCACCAAGCAUAACAAUUUGAAAAACGGCCUUAAAAAAUAUUUUAUUUCUUUGUAGAUUUAUACAUUUUUACUGCAGUUCAAAAAGUUUUAUAAUUUUUUUUUUUUUUUCAAUGCAAGCAGGAUAGUCCGUAGGUCUACAGGAAGCAGUGUUCACCAUUUGAAUUAAAUCGUGACCUUAAUGUUAUUUUCAUUUAUUUUAUAAACUGUGAAAGUCUUCUAGCGUAAAUAAUUUCUCUUUGUCAAAGUCAUUCCACUGGUUUUUUAAAAAAUAUUUCUCUCAGUUUAUGGUAGGGGGAUAAAAGCCAAGGUCUACUGGGACUGCAGGGUUGCUCCUCAGUUCUGGAGUUCAUCAGAGGUCCCUGAAUCACUUGUGUAUCUUAAGCUGUGAUUGCUACUGGCAUUAUCUCCAGCGCCGUAUGACACUAGAAAUAUUUCUGCAUUAAUGAUGCAGUUUUUUGUUGUCUACCUGAGGCUAUCUUUAGGAGUUGGAUCAGGGAGCCACUGGGGAUUUAUUAAUAUAUGCAGAGUCCCAGAGUACAUCAUUGCCUGCAGGGAGCUUCCACAAAUCAAAAACCAUUUAUUUGAAUGUAUUUAAGUUUGGUAAAUUAAUAUUAAAACUGCCUAUUACUCAGUGUUCCAAAACUAUGAAUAGUAUCUUUAAAAACAAUUUGCUUCAGUAUUUUAUUAUUCUGCUCAAGCCCAAAGCUAAUAUAAUUAAAGACCAAGUUUAAUUCUUCCAAGAAUAUUGGACUAAUUUAAAAACUUGUGCCAUCUGCUGUAGUGGAGACUGAAAGAGCUCCUGAGUAGCACUUUUGUGUCUUGGACAAAAACACUUUCCUAAAAAGAUGAUGCUGUUUAACCUUCUCAAGCAGAGCAUUGUCCCAAAGAUUGUGCAUAUUGUGCUUCCAGUGGCAGAUGUGUGUGUGUGCAAGUUAUUGACAAUCGUAAACAUCCCACGGCAGCCCGCCGGUUUAUUGGACUAGAGCGUUGUGAUAUUGGCUCUGCACACAAUAUUGGAAUGGAAAAAUAUACAUGAAGAUGUUACAAUAAGUACUUUUCUUACUUUAGCAAUUGAACCUAAAAGCUCUGUGACAUUGUUUUCAUCACUGAUUUUGGAGGAUCUAAAUUAAACUUGUGAUUGUCCUGUGGUGAGAUGUGUGGCCAUAGGGCUUCAUUGGCUGUGGACAAACCAGGACCUUUCCUCUGUGCUCCGUGUUGUGUGGGAAAGGCCCUGACUCCAAGUGACUGGUGCCCACUGAUACUUGUCCCUAGAAAGCUGUUGUACGUUUUAUAUCCUUACACUUUUGUAAGUAUGUUUAAAGUAUUUGCUGGAUUCACUUCAGCUUACUUAACCUGUAAUAAUGUACAGAAAAGUUGUUUGUGUUAAAAUAUGUGGCUGUGCAAUUUAUGUACAUUUGCAACUAGACUUAUUAAAGUUUUAUUUAGCUAUUUU